Molecule: messenger RNA, 930 nt
Organism: Penicillium olsonii
Lineage: Eukaryota; Fungi; Ascomycota; Eurotiomycetes; Eurotiales; Aspergillaceae
Source: the annotation of a GenBank genome assembly
AUGACUCGUGUAACACCACCCUCAACAACAGCGGCUACCGGCCGGAUAUAUUUCCUUGACAUUGGUCUUUCGACAUACCCAGAUCCCAAUGGCCGCAUCAUCACCUGCAAACCGGAUGGCUCUGACGUCCGCGAGCUGGUCACCCAAAUAAAGACACUUCCUGAUGGAAUUGCUGUCGACUCAGACCGCCAACACAUUUACUGGACGAAUAUGGGAGUACCAUCCGCCAAUGACGGGUCCAUUCAACGGUGCGACCUAUCCGGAAACAACAUUGUGACUAUCGUUCCCAAAGGUCAAACCCACACCCCUAAACAAAUGACCAUUGCACACAAGUCACAAAAGCUGUACUGGUCCGAUCGUGAAGGCAUGUGCGUCAUGCGGGCGAACAUGGAUGGCAGUGACAUCGAAGUACUACACCGAUCUGCUCCAGCCGACUCCGACAAACAAUGCACCCUCAACUGGUGUGUGGGCAUCACCGUGGAUGAAGAGGGUGGGUCUGUCUAUUGGUCCCAGAAAGGGCCUCCCCGGGCAGGGCAAGGACGAAUCUUCCGAAUGAACAUUGAAAUGAAUGCCGGAGAAUCAGCGGACCGCAGAACGGAUGUCCAGUGUAUUUUGGAGGGCCUUCCAGAGCCCAUUGACCUGGAACUGGAUACUGGGUCGCAAACACUCUACUGGACUGAUCGCGGUGAUCCUCCCAAUGGAAACACUGUGAACUCUGUGGUCCUACACGCAGAUGCCAAGCUGCAGCCGAAGGUCUUGGUUCGCAAGCUCCAUGAAGGGAUUGGAAUCUCCCUGGACCUCCAAAACGGCCGCAUGUUCUUUGGUGAUCUUGGAGGUGGUCUAUACAGUGCCAAUUUGGACGGGUCCUGUAAGAACACCCUGAUUCCUGAAAUCGGGGGUGUGACUACUGGUAUUUUCUACGUUGAAUAA